Molecule: messenger RNA, 1371 nt
Organism: Symbiodinium sp. CCMP2456
Lineage: Eukaryota; Dinophyceae; Suessiales; Symbiodiniaceae
Source: the annotation of a GenBank genome assembly
AUGCCCAAAGAGGUGGCCGGCCUUGACACAACGUGGUUCAAGGGCGUCUCCUACGAGGUGGACGGCCGCGGCCGGUCCGGUCUGCUUGAGGACCUCCGACACUACUCGUUCAGCAGAAACGGCUCUCACAUUCUGGAGGCCUAUCGGCAAAUCUCUGGCAACUUUUUGGGCCCGCUGACGGUCGCGGAGGGCAGAAAUGCUUUCCACAUUCGAACCUUGUUCCACUGCUGGGAGCAGAUUACCGCCGCUGAAGCAGAACACGGCCAGCGCUACAAGUACUGGAUAUUUGCACGCUUGGAUUGGCUGUGGCUUGCACUGCCACCCGCUUUAUCCACUUUCCAACGAGCUGAUCCAGCUGCUGUUUGGAUUCCGGACGGGCAGGACUGGGAUGGCAUCAAUGACCGCUUUGCCGUGGUACCACGGAGGUAUGCAAAGCCAUACUUUGGCAGGUGGCCUUGGCUAGUGAACGGCAGUCUGCUUCCGAUGAUGCUUCGGGCCGCCACACGCAGUCGCUCUGAACUGUCCCCUGACCUCUAUCGUGGCCCAGAGUGGUCUCUGCUUGCUGCGCUGCACUGGUAUCGGGUUCCAGUCCGACGCUUUGGGUCCACAGGAGCGGUGCUUUGCCUGGGUGGCCGUCGUGCAAAGUACGGGCGCUGCACGCGGCGAAAGAGACCGAGCGAUUUGUCAUAUAAGUACAGCGGCGAGGUCAGUGAAUCGUCUGCAAAUGUUCUCCUGUUGCGAGACAGCUGGACCUGGCGCUUUUUGGCCUCACCACGCCUUGAGCCGCCCUGCUUCGACAAGGACGGGGACGAAAAGUGGUGCUGCAGCACUCAGCAUGGAGUUGCAGGUAACGCCAAAUGCUGGACCGACGUCUACAACUACGCGCGCUGCUGCCUAGAUCGACCUGCCGGGCUGUUUGCAAGAACAAAAGCCAGCUGCGCCGAGGCCCUUCUGACCUCCGGCCAGUAUCCAUUUUGUUGGAACAUCGUCGAAGCUGUGCAGCGAUGCCUUGGACGGGAGCUGUGCCAGGCCAGCGGCCCAGGUGGCGACAUCUAUGUCCUCGACAAGGCGUGCUCUCGAGUCACGUUGGCCACCGUGACGGGUGGAACCUCAGGCGGUGGCGUGGUUGUCGCUGGCGGUUCCCAGGGCUCUUUCCUUUCGAAUCUCUUCUUUCCGGAGGCAUUGGCGUUCGAUGAUGCAUCUGGGCAGCUGUACAUUGCCGACACCCAGAAUCACCGGGUGCUUCGCUGGAUUCCCAGUGGGGCUUCCGGAACGGCCGUGGUCGAUGGUGGCCCGGGCACAGAUGCAGGAAAGCUGAACUUUCCUUCUGGAGUGACCCUGACAAGCAGCGGGUGGCCAAGCAGGGCUUGA